Messenger RNA from Amaranthus tricolor (Joseph's coat), 2841 nucleotides. Its product is annotated as heat shock protein 90-6, mitochondrial. Gene Ontology annotation, cellular component: cytosol; perinuclear region of cytoplasm; protein-containing complex. The record is from RefSeq and is a predicted model, not a curated record. The transcript is spliced from 19 exons. Gene Ontology annotation, biological process: protein folding; protein stabilization; cellular response to heat. The coding region runs from base 227 to 2584 and encodes 785 amino acids. NCBI's taxonomy places the organism in Eukaryota, Viridiplantae, Streptophyta, Magnoliopsida, Caryophyllales, Amaranthaceae. Gene Ontology annotation, molecular function: ATP-dependent protein folding chaperone; ATP binding; ATP hydrolysis activity.
AACAAACAAUCUAGAACUAGAGUGGAGGCUCAGGCAAGACAUCCAACUCCAGAAGCUUCGAUUCAUCCCAAUGAGUCCUGAAACCUACUAAAACCCUUCACCCUACUAAAACCCUUCACCCUUCCAUUUUCACACAUCUUCCUUCAAAGUUCUUUACAAAACCCUCUUUCUCCCCAAACUCAAUCUCCCCAAAAUUACUGGUACAACUUAAUUAACCAUCCCAAAAAUGCACAGAUUAUCCCGCCGCUCAGUUUCUGGAAUCUUCCGCAAUGGUGGUUUUCAUCACCGAAAUGCUGUGGUUUCAUCUCUGUCUUCAACUUCUCCCCUAAACCAUCCUGAGGCUGAGAGAAAGACGGAUAAUAAACGGUAUUCAUCUUUUGCAUCAAGCAAAUUCUAUGCUUCUGGCUCAUCUUUUACUCCGUUGGCUCGCCGAUAUGAGUCCACUGCUGCUGCGUCUGAUUCAUCUAGUGUACCGGUUGAGAAGUACGAGUAUCAAGCAGAGGUUAGCCGACUGAUGGAUCUUAUUGUAAACAGCCUGUAUAGUAAUAAAGAGGUCUUCCUUAGAGAGCUGAUCAGCAAUGCAAGUGAUGCGCUGGACAAGCUGCGGUUUCUUAGUGUAACGCAACCUGAGCUUUCCAAGGAUGCUGUUGAACUUGAUAUUCGUAUCCAAGCUGACAAAGAUAAUGGGAUCAUCACAAUCACUGAUACUGGGAUCGGUAUGACACAUCAGGAGCUUGUAGAAUGCCUGGGAACAAUUGCACAAAGUGGAACAGCGAAGUUCCUUAAGGCAUUGAAGGAUAGCAAAGAUGCAGGAGCAGACAACAAUCUCAUUGGUCAAUUUGGAGUUGGGUUUUAUUCGGCCUUUUUAGUGUCUGAUAAGGUGGCUGUUGCAACUAAGAGUCCCAAAUCAGACAAACAAUAUGUGUGGGAGGGGGAAGCUAAUGCCAGUACAUAUACAAUUAGAGAGGAGACAGAUCCUGAGAAGUUGUUGCCUAGGGGAACCCGUAUAACUCUUUAUCUCAAGCGUGAUGACAAGAAGUUUGCAGAUCCAGAGAGGGUCCAGAAACUAGUUAAGAAUUACUCACAGUUUGUUUCAUUUCCUAUAUACACGUGGCAGGAGAAGGGAUACACAAAGGAGGUUGAGGUAGAUGAUGAUCCAAGUGAAGCUAAAAAGGAUGGUGAAGAAGAGCAGACAGAGAAGAAGAAGACCAAAAAAGUGGUUGAGAGGUAUUGGGAUUGGGAACAGACAAAUGAGACUCAGCCAUUAUGGCUUCGGAAUCCGAAGGAAGUUACGACAGAGGAAUACAAUGAAUUUUAUAGAAAUACCUUCAAUGAGUACUUAGAUCCUUUAGCGUCAACUCAUUUCACUACAGAGGGUGAAGUUGAGUUCAGAUCUGUGUUAUAUGUUCCUACAAUGACACCGGGACAAGAUGAUAAGCUCGAUUUAAAGACGAAGAAUAUAAGGCUUUAUGUCAAACGGGUUUUCAUUUCAAAUGAUUUUGAUGGAGAGCUGUUCCCUCGAUAUCUAAGUUUCAUUAAAGGUGUUGUGGAUUCCAAUGACCUUCCACUCAAUGUCUCCCGAGAGAUUCUCCAAGAAAGCCGAAUUGUGAGAAUUAUGAGAAAAAGAUUGGUUAAGAAGGCUUUCGAUAUGAUCCUUGGCAUAUCAAUGAGUGAGAAUAAAGAUGAUUAUGUAACAUUCUGGGAGAACUAUGGAAAACACCUAAAACUUGGUUGCAUUGAAGAUCAUGAUAAUCACAAACGUAUUGCACCUCUGCUACGAUUCUUCUCAUCUCAAAGUGAGGAUGAAAUGAUAGGCUUGGAUGAGUAUGUCGAGAACAUGAAGCCUGAUCAGAAUGAUAUCUAUUACAUUGCUUCAGAAAGUGUAACAAGUGCCAAGAAUACGCCUUUCCUUGAGAAGCUUUUGGAGAAGGAUCUUGAAGUGCUUUUCCUUGUUGAUCCCAUCGAUGAGGUUGCUAUCCAGAAUCUAAAGCUCUACAAGGAUAAGAAGUUUGUGGACAUUACCAAGGAAGACUUGGAUCUAGGUGUGGAAAGUGAGGAGAAACUAACAGAAGUGAAACAAGAAUUUGGUAAAACUUGUGACUGGAUCAAGAAGCGCUUGGGUGACAAAGUUGCCAGUGUUCAAGUUUCUAAUCGUUUGAGUGCUUCACCAUGUGUUUUAGCAGCCGGAAAAUUUGGUUGGUCGGCUAACAUGGAGAGGCUCAUGAAGGCACAUCAUGCUGGUAAUUCAUCUCAUGUUGACUUCAUGAAAAGCCGGAGGGUGUUUGAGAUUAAUCCUGAUCAUCCUAUCAUCACGAGUUUGCAUGCUGCUUGCAAAAAUGAUUUAGAGAAUGAAGAUGCUCUUAGAGCAAUUGAUCUAUUAUAUGAUGCAGCACUUGUUUCCAGUGGAUUUACUCCUGAUAACCCUGCACAGCUUGGUGGAAAGAUCUAUGAGAUGAUGGGCAUGGCUCUAUCAAACAAAUGGGGAUCCCCACUUGACGCACAACAAAUUAGGCAACAGCCACAGACUCCAGAGACAGUUGAAGCCGAGAUAGUUGAGACAGUUGAAGCCGGUACUCAAAAAUGAAAAAUAAAAACCAUGUAGUUUUUGAUACAUGAUUUGAUGAAAUAGCUUCAGUGGUACUAUAUACUAUAUAUUUAAAUAGUGUUCUAGUGUUGAACUUGUACUAGCCUAGUCCUACUUAUUUUGAUUUGAGCUGUUGGAUCAUUUUGGAACUGAAGGAGAAAUGUUGCGUAAGAAUUAAGAUGUCAGCACGAAAUACAAAUGGUUGUGUUGGAUUGGCCGAAGUCAAUGAUAUUGUGAAUGCAGUUAUUUUUUGCCCU